AUGGACUCUCUACCACAGGAGAUCUUGACCAAAAUCAUUCCACUCCUCAAAAUCGACCAAAGUCGAAAGCCACAACCAUUAUUCGACACAUCACUCGAAGAUCAACAAAAACAAGAACAAAGACAACAUCAACUCGCCCCUUGUGCGACUAUUUCUCGAACUUGGCAAUACGCAAUAGAGCAAUAUACCUUCUCUCGCCUCUCCAUCUCCUCGGAUGAACUAGAUCUUUUCCAUUUCGCUGUCGUCAAAUCGCCACAUCGACAUCGCCGUGCGGCACUAAAACGUAUUGAUUUCAGCGUACGUCUUCCGGAUUACGACGACAAUGCUUGCGCUCGCUUUGAGAGAUGGAGAGAUCUACAAGCCAACGACGAGGCUUUCAGUAAAGCAAUCACUGGACUUUUCACAUCAUUGACAGCACUUGACACAAAUGAUGGCUCAAGACCAAUUGAGUUACAUCUAGCAGACUCUUACUCAUCCAUGGACACCAUUCGUCGCAACAAAGCAAAUUUGGCAAAAGACAGAGAAGCUGCAGCUAUUGGACAGAGAAACAAUCUAUUCGAGCUUCGCUAUCGAGAUUCAUAUCUCGAGUUACUCCAGCCGAAAAAUUUACCAUUGUUGUACAAUGUCACUUCAUUGACGAUCGCCGGCGACAAAGCACGGAAAUUGGCACCAGCAGUCGCAAUCAGUAUCAUAGCAAAGUUGCCGAAUCUCGUCGACACAACUCUCUCAUUCUCGGAUAUGGAGAGGAAGCGGCCGCAGUAUCGAAUCCAACUGCGCUCUGAUUUUAUCAGGCAGUUCAAAUGCAUAACCAUAUCCAGGCAUCUGAGGAAGUUUGUGCUAUCGUUGAGGCACACUGCACCUGCCAACCAGAACUUUGUCAAUGCGGAUAUUCGUGGUGGUGUCUAUCCGGGCCACACCGAUGACUUGUCCGUAGUGCUAAGGAGGUUUUCCCAGGCGACGCUUAGUCUGACUCAUCUCAUACUGAAAGGACCAAUCUGUGUAGGUCCGGAGCUCUUUCGAGGCAUUGGCGGGGAGGUUAUGCCAGUGUUUCAGCAGCAAUGGCGAAAUCUCAAGACAUUCACCGUGGAGCUCAGUGCAGUACGACCUGACGGCGGCUGGUACACAGAAUUGGACCCUGUCCGGAACCCCGACUCCGACACUGAUGAAGAUGAGGAUCCAGACUUGGACGUGGAUGACGAUACACGAAGUCAAUCCCCCACACCAAGCUACGACUCCAACGACUCUUUCUUCGCCUCAAAUCCCUUACCGCCAGACAACUAUGGUUAUGAGGACGAAAAGCGCCACGCACGUCUCAACGGCGACGCGCCCUCCUCUACCUUCCGAAUGAAACCAACUCCUGAGCUUGAGGACUUCUUUACAGCAGCUGCCUAUGCGGCCAGUUGUAUGACAUCACUUCGGCGGAUGGAAGUGGCUUUGGCGAUCCCACGUUGCGGUCGAACGAACGGUCGGCGACAGAAGAUUGGAUUUACAUAUAUGGCUGCUGGUGUGAAGGGCGGACUGAAAGACGUGGAGAGUGAAAGGGUCGGUGGGAGGUUGAUAUGGGACGCACCCCAAGGUUGGCGGAUGGGCGAGAGAUUGCAGGACCAGUGGCAGUCCGUCCUGGGUGGAGAUAGUAUCGUGAGAUACACAGAGUGGUAG
Aureobasidium subglaciale EXF-2481 is the source of this 1659-nucleotide messenger RNA. RefSeq lists its product as uncharacterized. The record is from RefSeq and is a predicted model, not a curated record. NCBI's taxonomy places the organism in Eukaryota, Fungi, Ascomycota, Dothideomycetes, Dothideales, Saccotheciaceae. The transcript has a single exon. The coding region runs from base 1 to 1659 and encodes 552 amino acids.